AUGGCUGAAGAGCUUCGGAGCACACUCUCCACAUCCAUGUCCUUCCCCAGGGAUCUGCCUCCCAAGGCGCCUGGAAACAUCAGCGCUGCUGCCUUCCCGGGUCCAGCCAGCUGGCCUCAGUGCCCCUCCGUGAAGUUAGAAGUUCGAGGGUCCUGGCACAGCUCAGAGUCAUGGCAGAGCCCAGGAACUCACAAACUAGGCCUCAAGAUUCCAGAGGUGAGCAAACUGGGGCUGAAGGAACUGUCCCAAAGCAGCGCCCGCCCCCCCCGCCCGCGGCCGCCGGUCGCAGCGCCUCAGCCGCAGCAGUCGCCGGCGCCGCGGCCCCAGUCGCCGGCCGGCGUGAAGGAGGAGGAGAGCUACUCCUUUUUACCUCUGGUUCACAACAUCAUCAAAUGCAUGGACAAAGACAGCCCGGAAGUCCACCAGGACCUGAGCGCCCUCAAGACCAAGUUCCAGGAGAUGCGCAAGCUCAUCAGCACCAUGCCCGGCAUCCACCUGAGCCCCGAGCAGCAGCAGCAGCAGCUGCACAGCCUCCGGGAGCAGGUCAGGACCAAGAACGAGCUGCUGCAGAAGUACAAGAGCCUCUGCAUGUUCGAGAUCCCCAAGGAGUAGUGGGAGGCCGGCUUCCAGGACCUCCAUGCUCCCUGGGAGUGUGACUCCUCCAGGGGCUCUGAACCGCGAGCCCGCGGGGCUAUUGUCCUGCUCUGCAGGCUGAGCCUGGCCUCUUCCGUGCAGGGCUCCCUACUAUGCAUCGUGUGCCUUUGCACCUGUGGGGGGCAGCAAGAAUCCUGGGAGGGUGGAGGACUCUCCUGCCUCCAGGGAGGGGCCGGCAGCUGCCAUUGCCCCCAUGGAUCUGAAGGCUGGGGUAGGGAAGGAGACAGCUCGUCCGCCUCCUCCCGCCUCCACCCUGUCCGAUCAGCGCGUGCCAGGUACAUACUGUGCCCGGCAGCAGCCGUUUCAUGGCACAUCUGCAUAGAACCCAUUGGCCAGAUGAGGCUGCAUUCACGGCACGGUUUAAUAUGGUAAAAGAAGGCGGGUACAGAAUGGAGUCACUUCGAAAGGCCAGAGGGGGCUUCCCUGCCCCACCCCUGCCAAGCUGAUUCCUUUUCUGUUUGAGCCAGUGAGGGAGCUGUGACCGUGGGGGGUGUCAGAGUGUCAGCUGGGGCCCUACAGGCAGCCCUGUCCCCAGAGUCUGUGCCUCCUGUGGUUCUUGUUUAAGUCCUGCCCCCUUUUUCUCCUGUCACCUUGGGUUAGUGCCGAGAAUGGCCAGACGGCUCUGGUCACUGUGCUUCCCGGGUUGAGAGGCUCGAGGUACGUCCUCUCUACUGGGGCUCAGGUAGGUCUCCAGACGGCAGCUCUUCCCUCUUCUGGCAUCUCGGACUCGCAUUGCCCCUCCGGCCUACUCGCUGGAGAGCCAGCUGGUCUUCUCCACUGCAGACGGGCUGUCAGUGCCUUUGUUUAAAGAGGCAGCUCUCAGAGGCUGGGCAGUCCCCGAGCCAGGUCCCUGAGCCAGGCGCGAUCUCGUGGUCCUGAAGGGAUAGGGCCUGGCCUGGGACGGCACGGCUCAGUUCUGGUUCUCAAAUAUUUACUAACAGCCCUCGUUUUCCCCAGCUGCACAGCGUCUUGCAGAUGGGACAUUGUGUGCUGUCCCCUUGACUGUCACAAUGAGGUAAGAGCAGUCCUCGCCCUGGCCUCCCAGGGUGAGGUGAGAAGUAACCGGAUAUUGUUUGGCUCCAGAAAUGGGCACGUUACCUGUGCUGACCAGCACAGGGGCUUAGCAGGUCCUGCCGCCUGACCUGACCUCGUUGGCAGGAGCAUUGGUUAGGUGUUUCCAGCCGUCAGCCCAGUGGUGGCUGUUGUAGCCACCUGUCCAAAGGUGGCUGACACCACAGACCUGGGGACGCAUGAAGGAGGAGGCCAGGCUUUGGAGGCAGUGGGCAGGAAAGCAGGCCCUGAAUUGAAGUGGCAGUCACCUUCCAGACCAGUGCUACCUCAGGACUGUCCGGGCUGGGUUUAAGGGUCUGACGGAGCACCUGAAACGUCAGGCACAAAAAGACCAUGGGGUCAGCUGCGAUGAGCGGGCUUCCUCCUGGGGCAGAGGGUGACAAGCCCUCCCCAGGUCCCCGCGUUUGGACUUGUCACGUGUGUCUAAUGUACAAUUAAAAGGCCUUACGCUCUGCUGUCA
This is a messenger RNA of Tupaia belangeri chinensis (Chinese tree shrew), 2185 nucleotides long. RefSeq names its product mediator complex subunit 9 (gene MED9). NCBI's taxonomy places the organism in Eukaryota, Metazoa, Chordata, Mammalia, Scandentia, Tupaiidae. The transcript is spliced from 4 exons. Gene Ontology annotation, molecular function: transcription coregulator activity. Gene Ontology annotation, cellular component: mediator complex. The coding region runs from base 1 to 612 and encodes 203 amino acids. Gene Ontology annotation, biological process: regulation of transcription by RNA polymerase II. The record is from RefSeq and is a predicted model, not a curated record.